Molecule: messenger RNA, 1185 nt
Organism: Colletotrichum phormii
Lineage: Eukaryota; Fungi; Ascomycota; Sordariomycetes; Glomerellales; Glomerellaceae
Product: inositol polyphosphate kinase
Exons: 2
Coding region: 1-1185 (394 amino acids)
Biological process (GO): inositol phosphate biosynthetic process; phosphatidylinositol phosphate biosynthetic process
Cellular component (GO): cytoplasm; nucleus
Molecular function (GO): inositol-1,4,5-trisphosphate 3-kinase activity; inositol-1,4,5,6-tetrakisphosphate 3-kinase activity; inositol hexakisphosphate kinase activity
Source: RefSeq, a predicted model, not a curated record
AUGAGUAAAUCAAAGAUUCCUAAUCUCCCUGAUCUCUCUGAUCUCAUCGAUUACGAUCAUACUGUUGCUGGCCAUGCUGGAACCAUGACCACUGCCGAUGGCACCAUGUUCAUCAAGCCCUGCACCCAGGCAGAGCUCGACUUUUACCAAUCCGCAUACUCAGACCCCGCGCAUUCCGACUUCAAAGAAUUAAUGCCUGAAUUCUGGGGAACCCUGAGCCUCGUCGACCCUUUCGAACUCAGCUCUGUCGAAGACGGCGUUCCCGGUCCCGUCGCUUCACCCGAGGCCAAGAAGGAGCUCGAAACCUCCGUUACCGGACAGCCCCCGGCCGAUUCGCAUCAGGAGAAUGGAAAGUGGGUGCAGAACAAGUCAAAGAAGAUCAAGACUGAUCAGUCGGUCGUCCUUAACAACUCGGGCUGGGGUUUUGCCUCGCCCAACUUUCUCGACGUCAAGUUGGGCGUCAGGCUGUGGGCCGACGAUGCGCCUGCCGAGAAGAAGCGCAGAUUCGACGACAUCGCGAGCAAGACCACACACGCCCCCCUGGGCUUCAGGAUCGCCGGUAUGAAAGUAUGGCGCGGCUCCACCAUGAAGUCCGAGCUGGACCACAACGACUAUAAGGUAUACGACAAGGACUAUGGUCGCACCUACGUAAACACCGAUAACGUUGUCGAAAACUUCCGCAAAUUCAUCUUCAACAAGGCCGCCGGUAUCGAUGACGACCUAGCGCGCGCCGUUGUCUCGGCUUUCCUCCACGAUCUGCGAAACGUUGAACGUGUUCUCUCCUCGGAAGAGAGCAGGAUGUACUCGGCCAGCUUGCUGUUUGUCUUUGAGGGAGAUGGCGAGAAGCUCAGGGAAGCCAUUGAGCUGAACAACGCGGCCGUCGAUGGUAUCGAGGCCGCGGUUGAGGCCAAGCUUCAGGCAGAUGGCGAGAAGCCUGGUAGAACUACCCUCCGCGUCGAUAGUGGCAUCGAGCUGAUCGAGGAAGACCGUGUGACGUUCCACAUUCCCGAUGACGGUGACGCUUCAGACUCCGACUCCGACGACCAACUGUCCAAGGUUUUCACGUUGAAACUCAUCGAUUUCGCCCACGCGCAGUGGACCCCCGGCCAGGGUCCUGACGAAAACGCACUCAAGGGUGUGCGAAGUCUGAUCAAGAUAUUCGAAGAAAUGGAAAAGGAAGAGUGA